Messenger RNA from Centropristis striata (black sea bass), 7526 nucleotides. Its product is annotated as UPF0606 protein KIAA1549. The record is from RefSeq and is a predicted model, not a curated record. The transcript is spliced from 24 exons. The coding region runs from base 326 to 6118 and encodes 1930 amino acids. NCBI's taxonomy places the organism in Eukaryota, Metazoa, Chordata, Actinopteri, Perciformes, Serranidae.
GUGUCAGAUGAAAACCAGCUCGUGCACAGGACGUCUACGCUGAAAUAACUUGAAACGCAGGCAGGUGGUUACAUGAAGGUUAAUGACGGAGCCGCAGACAACAUUUUAUUUCGUCCAGGGAUAUUUGUCGUAACCCAGACAAAGGAAUUGACAGAGUUGGAGCUCCCUUUUUUGGGCCAUACUUCAUUCUACAUGUUAUGAAAGGAGGGGCUUUAAACUAAAGGAGACCAAAGCAGGCGGCCCGGAAAUAACCCAAAUUGUCUCUUUGGAAUGAAUCUUUUCUUCUUAACUGGAUGAAAUGCCUUGAGCGUACCCCCGCCGUACCAUGGCAGCUUUAGUGUCUGUAGGUUUGGUGUUGAUGCUCAAGGCUCUUAUGCAUGCCUGUGGCCAGCCUGCAGUGUUUCUGGGGAUGACGGUGUUGGUAACAGUGAUCACAGCUGACUCACCUGUUGCAGAUGAGUCUCUGUCGGAAUCCACACACCACCCUAUGGGAUUUCUUGGACAUGGUCCAAGUUCAACAAGGAUCAAACCAUCAGCCUUACCAGCCUCACAUUAUACUGCCUUUGAGAGCCCAGACUCACUUGGUGCCCUGCUAUCCAAGUCAAACCAUGAAGUUAGGACUGCCGGCACCACGCAUGUUCAGUGGGACAGACCAGUUGCUUCUGAAAACACCAAAUCUUCAACAGCGAGUGACCAACAUGCAGAAGAACCACAUCCACUUUCAACUCCAUCUUUAAGCCUGUCUGAACCUGUUUUGGGGUCUAGUCCACAAUUUGAGCCACCAGCUAAACUCUCCACGGACUGGAAGGUGGCCAGGACGAAGUCUGCCAAGCAAUCUCCCUCUAUCACUCCAACUCCUACCAGAUCCCUGAUGCAGCCUCAGUCAAAUACAUCCACAGCAUCAUUAAGCCCAGCAAGGUCAGCAACACCUCAGUUAGGUCUUAAUUCUGAGCAAAAAGCAACUUUCAGCAAGCAGCAGGAUGAUGCAUCAAAGCAAACAUCUGCAAUCUUGGCUUCAUUUCCUGGUCAGCCUCUUGAACCCCCUAAACUGGCUUUUACAGACCCUAUGGCAGAUGAAUCGUAUAGUAAAGUCCUAGAUGUGAACCAGCUGAGCCCCAACAGUGCCCCCUUGGAGGAGAACAAACCAGCACGUGAUAUAAACAUGGUACCCAACCCAGAUGAGAUUCUGGCCCCUGGCUACAAUGUGCCUUUCAUUGCCCCUCACCUUCCAUCACCUUCAUAUGAACCCACUGAUGUGUCUCCAGAGGACUUCUACCCCACCAAUACCAUGGAGUUUGACUGGGGGUCUGGGGACUACUUGGAGACCAUGUCCUUCUUAAAUGCAGAAGGAGAGGACUAUUCUCUGGUCACCAAGGUGCCCUCUGAUUCAUAUGAUAUGGAGGACUAUACAGAAAGCUAUGACACAUCCUUCCCUUCCAGAGUAGGCGUGUCCCUUUCAUCCUUGCAGCCUCUUCAUGUCUCACCUUCUCUAAGCCUCACAACAGCAUACAGCACUAUUGUUCCAAUUAAAUCAAUUCAUCCUUCUUCUUCGUCUUCUACAAUUCACUACACACUGGACCCUACUCCCACAGCUAACAGUGAUAUACCCGACCCAUCAGACAUAGAUUGGCCCGACACUUUCACAAUCCAACCAACAGAUGUUCUCUUACCUGACAUGAACAGCUUGGAGUAUUACACCACUCAGUUGACCAAGGAGAACAACAGUUCAGACACCGGAGCUGAGCAAAGAGGGAAUGUUACCGUUGUAUCCAUCGGUUCUACAGACAUCACACCCACAAGCAGCCUCACCAAUGAUACCAAAUUGAUUGAGGAGGAGUCCUCCAGUGAUCUGUCAGGAUUUGAACCUCAAGACGAACCAACCCCAGAAGCAACCACGGAGGAGAGUCCUCAGUUGGUCAAUGCCUCUGAGCCUUUUCUGGAUCCUUCCAUAGUCCCAACACACUUUUUUGAUCCCUCUUCUUCUGUCUGGGGUGACCAAGUGUCCACCACUGUCUGGUCUACACAUACUCAUACUGUUGGCCUGGACAGCUCUGUAUUACCAGACACUAUGCUACCCAGUGCCACGCCUUUGCUGCCAGAUGAUGUAACGUCUUCCUCCUCUCUGACAGAUGUGCAUUGGUUUGUUACAGAGCCAUUCGCAUCAAGUACCAUACACACCACUCCUGUCUUAACUGCAACAAUAGCCUUCUCUCCUGUUCCCACUCAACCUGCUGCCAACACCACAGCUGGUACACCAGAAUUAACUCCCCAAGACUCGACUUUUACAACGGAACAAACUCUCAAUUUUACUUUAGUUUUAACUGAACCUACAUCUAAUGUCACUGUGGUCCCUCCAGCCGUGUUGGGUGAUCAGGGGGUCACUGAAGAUGGAGUUGACAUCCCAGCCACAAUGACCUUGAUCCCAACUAGCAGUGAAGCUAAUACAAUCUCUGGUACACCCAGAACUACAACUGCCAUCACUACUUCUCAUCAAGCCACAACUAGAACUACUGCCACCACUGAAGUCUCAACUGGUGUCAACAUCAUCACCACCAGCAGUGGAAAGACCACAACUACAGCACCAACAUCAAGACUGUACCUCUGCAAGCUUGACAGGCCUGCUUAUUUAGUAAAAAUUGGUUUUCCUUCUGGGGCGACUGUUGGAUAUGCCAAAUCUCAAGUGAGAGACAUACUGAAAGCUGAAUUCAACAAAUCUGUGGAAUUGCAGGUUGUGGACCCCCCGCCAAAGUUUGUGUUUCGGGUAGCGUCUGGUCCAGUUGUGUACACAGCCAUAUCCGUCAUCAAUGCUCUGCGAAGGUCUGGGCGCCGCUUCCUGUCUGUGUCUCCCAGCUGGUCAACACCAGACAGCAAAUAUCAAGUCCACACAGUGCUGCAGUUUGUUCCCUAUCACAUUGACGUGCGGUUCUGCAACUUCAGUGAGAGCAUUGAGAAAGGUUUGACCAUGGCCUUUGCAGAAGUACGCCGGCGCUCAAAGGAGUCAACCAACUUCACAGUGCAUAUUGUAAACAUCACCAUGGCUGCUCCUAAAUAUCAGGAACAACGGCUUGUAAGACAGCCCGUGGACAUCACCUUCACUGUGCAUGGUUCGAGGGGUUUUCUGAUGGGGUCAGAGGUCAGCAAUGCUCUGAUGAAGCUCACAAUGGUGGAGUUCAGCUAUUACAUGGCCUUUCCUGUACUGCAGAUUGCUGAGCCUUUCCAUUAUCCAGAGUUGAACACCAGCCAGCUGCUUCGCUCCUCUUGGGUUAGAACAGUGCUCCUGGGUGUGCUGGACAAGAAAGUGAGUGAGAGGACCUUCCAAGCCAACAUGGAGCGCCGGGUGGCCAUGCUACUCGGGGAAGCAACAGGAUUUAUCAGACGUGUUAAGAGAGCCACCCUCAUGGGCAACAGCAGUGUUCAGGUUGUAAGUGCGAGUCGGCUGGUAGGUGCAGACCAUCCCUUGGAGGUAGUUUAUUUUGUGGAGGGUCUCAAUGGUCAGAGGAUGCCUGCAGUUCAAACAGCUAACCUACUCAACAGUCUGGAUGUUCAAAGGGCUGCCAUCGUUUUGGGAUAUCGCGUCCAGGGCAUUUUGGCACAGCCUGUUGAGAAGGUGGCGUCCUCACCCUCUGACGCUGAGAACACCAACACCUGGAUCGUUAUUGGGGUCGUGAUUCCCCUCCUCGUGGUCAUCGUCAUCAUUUCCAUCCUGUACUGGAAGCUGUGUCGGACAGACAAGCUGGAGUUCCAGCCAGACGCCAUGACCUCCAUUCAGCAGAGACAGAAGUCUUCGACCUCAUUCAGAGAAUCAAGGCCCUCUCUUCACCAGACACUCUCUCCAACUAGAAAGGAUGUAGAGUUUAGUGAGGAGGAAGAGGAGGAGUAUGAGGACGAAGAAGAAGAUUACGAAGAAGAAGAGGAGGAGGAGAAGGAGAAGGAGAAGGAGGUUAAAAGAGGGAAGACACCAGUAUCUCUUCCCAAGAGCAAACCAACUAUGAGUAGUGAGGAGGAGGAAGAGGAGGAGGAAGAAGAGGAAGAAGAAGAAGAAGAAGAAGAAGAAGAGGAGGAAGAGGAGGAGGAAGAAGAAGACAAAGAUGAGGAAAAGAAGCAAUUGAAGAAGCAAGGAGUUAAACCAGUUGAGCAAAGAAAACAGGAGAGCAAAGCAAUGAUCACAAAAACACGAGAGAUGAAGAAAGAAGACAAAAUGAAAGUGUUCACUAAAGGGAGGAGAGCCAUGGACGAGUUGCAGGCUCCCAGUGUGAAGGGCUUUGACUUUGCCAAGCUGCACCUUGGCCAGCAGAGUAAGGAUGAUGUCAUGGUGAUCCAGGAGCCUAUCCCACCAGGGUCUGGCCCAGGGCCCCUCCCCCUGUCCCUUAAAGAUGGCCUCAGUCCAUCUGAGAACGGGGAGAUCCCCACACCCUUAUCCAAAACCUCCACCAAGGCGUCCUGCAGCGGGCGAAGGCGAGGAAGGAUCUCGCCAUCUGACGGUGACUCCGUGGUAAGUGACCACUCCAGCGAGCGGGAAUCAACCGAGGAGAACCUAAGAGCCCACGGCACGCCCAACGACGGCAAGCAGACCCGUAAGGUCCCCAUCAAUGUUUUAAAUGGCAAGAAUAGAAUUGGUCCUCCUCCUAUGAAUGGUACGACCGAGCAGCUGUCCUCAGCCUCCAUCUUUGAACACGUUGAUCGGAUGUCUCGUGCCACAGAUGCAAGCCGGAGACUCCCCAACAAAAUCCAGCUGAUCGCCAUGCAGCCGAUGCCUGUCCCACCGCUGCACAGCCCACCCAUCAAUGGCAAACUGUCUGACACCAACCAAAUCAACAAAGAGAUCCAGGUAGCACUGAGGCACAAGUCAGAGAUUGAGCACCAUCGUAACAAGAUACGUCUGCGCGCCAAGAGGAAGGGCCACUACGACUUCCCCGUCAUGGAUGACAUGACGAGUGGCCUCGGAGAUGCCAAGGACCAGGAUCGCAUCUAUCAGAAAGCACAGAUACAGAUUGAUAAGAUCCUGGACCCAGAUGCCCAGAUGCCCUCCAUCUUCAUGGAAUCCAAAAAAAGUGGUCGAGGGAGGCGCUCUCCCAAACAGAGGAUGAAGGAGCAGCUGAAUGGAGGCAUGAUGGAGGCAGACAAAGACCACCUCAUCACUGAUGACAGCGAUGCUGCUUACAGAAAGUGUCCUGGAGUCAAUAAUGUGGCCUAUGUAUCGGACCCCGACCAAGGCCCAGGAUCCCCUCACAGGAGCCCCUCCCCCACUGAUGAUGUCUUCCUGGGUCCCGCUUCCUCUCCUCCAGGCCACGCCCCUCCCCCACCCCCCUACAUGCCUCCACAGCCUUCCAUCGAGGAGGCGCGGCAGCAGAUGCACUCCCUGCUGGACGAUGCCUUCGCCCUCGUGUCGCCCACGUCUCAGGGCAGCACAGCAGGGAUCACCCUCCCCGGAGUCAACAGCAACCCCCCUGUCUCCAGCCCUCCAGGCCGGGGCCCCAGAGCUUGGGGUCCCUCCUACCAAGCUCUUGGCCCUUUUUCUAGUAGGUUCACUGAGUUGAGCCCGUCCCCACCUCCUGUCCAAGGCCUAAUUCCAAGGCAGGGCCUUGGCUCAAGCUACCUGCCACCAGGAGAAACAGCAGGGCAAUGUGAGCAGCUCCAGCCAGACAGCCUGUACUCCAGCAGGGGCCUGUACGCUGAUGAGCUGCCCUCAUCUGCCAGACCACGACCAGUAGGGGGAACUACAGGCGCCCAGCUCCAUCAUCUUACACAGGUGGGAUUGUCCAGUCGGAUGAAUGGUUACCCAGCAGGCAUCAGGGCUGCCCCGGGGCAGAACGGAGGUCUCGGCUGGAACCACUACCAUGGUGACAAUUUCUCUAGGGCAGAAACUGAAAAAGACACAUUCCUGGACUGUCCUGAUUACACAUCCUCCUCUAUCUUCCAGACGCCCAGAAGUGGUAUAAGGGAGCCUUCUGCACCUCCCGUCCACCUCGACAUCUCCGGGGUGGGCUAUCUGUCAGCCCCACCUCCCCUGGAUACAUCUCCUCCUACCCACUCCUCCGCCUCCCUGAUCAAGGCCAUCAGGGAGGAGCUGCUGCGUCUCUCCCAGAAACAGGCAGCUGUGCCCAGCUACCACAGCUGAAGGCCCGGGCCUCCAUUCUGUUGCUCUAACCAGUCAUGCCACUGACCCUGCCUGCCUGCUUCGCCUAAUCUGACAAUACUUCCCAUGGAAGUCCCCGAGGGUGUACAGCAGAGAGAUAGCCCUGCUAAACUGACGUGAAGAGGUGGCUAAUAGAGAUUUCUUACUUAAGAAUAACGAAUAACUGAAUAACAGGAUGUUUGAUUACAGCUCCGAGACUAUUCAGACUCCAAUCAACUGCAGUAUGUCCAGUCGGAGAGAGUGUUAUGAAAAGAAAAACAAUGUAAACAGUAUAUGCUGGACCUUUAAAAAUACAUGACAUGGUCCAUUGUGGAUCGGGGAACAAUCAAAACAAGUCCUGGCCCACUGUGGAUCCACAUCCUGAAAAAUUUGAGAUUUUGCUGCAUUUCUUCAGACUCAGUUUUCUGUGUCAUGGUUUCAUUCUCAUGUUGCCUUCACUAAACAGGAAUAUCCCCGAAGACACAUUUCAUUUUAACCAAAUUCCUUUUUUUUUUCUCCAUUACUUAAACUACCAUACAGGUAUUUGUUGUUUUUCCCUUAACCUUUUUAUCACCAUCAGGUGCUACUUCAUGUUUUCUGCCAUGAUGAGCCAUGCUAUGCCUUGACACUGUGAUGCAGUUCACCUGACCCAAUCUACUGUACGAGCUUACAGUAAGGUCAAAGUUCACAGACAGUAGGCACCAAGGGGAAUCCAUAGAGACUAAUAACAAUCAUUUAUACUAAUUAGUAUUUCCGUACUUACUGCAGUAGCACAGUUAGUCUGAGUUGAUAUUUUUGACUUACAGUACAUACUUGUGUUUUGUGGAUAACUUGCAUUCAUGUCCUUUUUUAUUUAUUUUUAGUAGUUAACAGAAGGAUAGACAAACGUAAAAUAAAAAAAAUGGCCUUGAAAUUACAUUAAUUUUAAAAAAUGAGCCCAGAGGCAGGUGUUGGAGAUACAGGAACUCAUGUGUUGCAAAUAAUGAAGACUUUCCGUAUGUACUUGACAAUUAGGGUGUAUUUUUAUUUGGUUGUAGUUUGAUGCACUGUAUGCAGACUACUUGGUACAGCUCAGGACAUUCAAAAAGAGAUUCCUUGCGGACAAAUCAGUUAUAAAACAGUUUAAUAAGUCCUGUGGAAGAACUGUUAAUGAGAGGGAAGUCACAGAGACCAGUAUUCUGUUUUAACAUGAACCUGUAUUUACUGUUUUAUGCAGUAUUCAUCGUUUGCUUUGCCUUUUUGUUAGCACAGGAAGGAAAAAAGGUACUGUAUUUGUUGUCAUUUAUGGUUUACUUCAACCAGUCAUGUUUAUGUGCUUUUUUACAUUUCUUUGGAUUUACCUUGCCUCAUGUAAUUUUGUUCACCUUAAAUGUCUCUUAAGUCAUCCUGCUGGUUGGAAAAUCAUUCUAGG